Coregonus clupeaformis (lake whitefish) is the source of this 3210-nucleotide messenger RNA. RefSeq names its product glycerol-3-phosphate acyltransferase 3-like. The record is from RefSeq and is a predicted model, not a curated record. Gene Ontology annotation, cellular component: endoplasmic reticulum. The transcript is spliced from 14 exons. Gene Ontology annotation, biological process: triglyceride biosynthetic process. NCBI's taxonomy places the organism in Eukaryota, Metazoa, Chordata, Actinopteri, Salmoniformes, Salmonidae. Gene Ontology annotation, molecular function: glycerol-3-phosphate O-acyltransferase activity. The coding region runs from base 1293 to 2639 and encodes 448 amino acids.
AAUUUAAUAUGCUCCUAUGAACUUCACAUGUUGGUGCUCAUGGGUCCUUUUACGUGGAAAUUAGUAAAAACGUCUAUGGGUGAAGUGAAAGUAGGCAAGGGUUAAGGUUGUUAAAACAGAAAAAAGUUGACGGUUAUGCAUAAAAAACUUCACAGUUAAGUUUAUGUAAUGGUUAAGGUAUGGGAUAAAACAUUUUUACAAAUCAUGAUUGCCUGGCACUGGAAUUGAACUUGUGAUCCUCAGAGCCAAAGUACACAGUUUAAGCCCAUCCUCUAUCCCCCUCCACAACACUGUAGCAAGCUGCGAGCCUACUAGAUGGUAAUACGUGCUCACAUUGCCCCUAGUGGACAACAUUGACGGCAUCGCCCAACGUCCUGGGGACCUGGAGAAAUGUUGAAUACUGAAGUCUAUCUGGGGUGAUCUUGCUGGGGUCACAGCCCAAUAAACAUUUAGGAGCAACUGGAUAACAAAUGCAGGGAGGUCUUUGCACACUCCCUGUAUCUUUGCUCUAACCCAAAUGCAUGCACUAUCACAACAGCUGUAUAUCCUCAAUGACAUGCAUUUGCAAGGUUUGGCUCAUUGAGCGACUGUAAACCAAACAUGACUGACAGACAGUGAGCCAAGACCUUGCAGGAGAGGCAUUCCUGAUGUGACGAGAGUAAACACUGAGAGACAUCCAUCACAGGCCAUUUACUGACACGUCUGAUCAAAUACAGAGGGAAGUUCGUUCUCUUCCAUAUCCUCUUGGUAAUUCCACUACAGCAAAUAAAUCAGGGACAAUACGGAAGUCUCCCCUUUGUCUCUCUCUGCUGUCCAGCUGUUUUCUGGUCAGCAGAGAGAAAAACUCAACUGUCAUUGUGAUGAAAAUUGAAGUCUUCCUUUCCUUUGUAGAUAAAAGUAGGUUUCUUAUAAGAAACAUACAAGAAUUCUAAAAAUACUGCCGUCUCAUGUGUGUGUGUGUGUUUGUGUGUGACACUAAUCCAAGUUUUAUUUCAGUCUCUUUCUAGGUAGUAGCCUUGGAAGCCACAUUCUCAAACAAACAAAGAGAAACAUAACAGUGUAGAUACAGGGAGAGCUCAGAGUAGAAGACAAAGAGCGGGAGAGGUAGGGUGAGACGGGAGAGAGGGAGGAGAGAAAGAGCAUGCAAGAGAGCCAGAGUCUCCCAGUAGACUGAGAAGAGGCGGCAGCUGCAGACGUUUGGGAGCUAUGGAGCUAAAGUCUUUCUGCAAACAGUCAGGAAAUCUUUGAAGGCCGGACCAACAGACGAGGGUGACAGAGAGAAGUCUGUAGCGAUGGAGGAUUUCUGGGCCAUGGUGCUGGCAGGGCUGAAGGUGUGGACCUACCUCAUUGUGGCUCUUCUCAUGGUGCCCGCCAUGUUUGGCUUCUCCCUGGGAAUCUCUGAGACAUACAUGAAGAUCCUGGUCAAAAUGCUGGAGUGGGCCACGUUGAGGAUCCAGACAGUCAAUAAAGAGCAGCAGAUACUCAAAUCCUCCUCAUUCAAUGGCCUCGUCCAGAGGGAUGAUGGUUCUAUGGAGGAGGAGCUGGGGGAGUUAAGGCGCAGUCGCCCAAAACCACCAGUCGGGGGAGACUUCACCCUCAGCGACUGUUUCUACUUCUACAGACGAGGCAUCGAGGAUAUUGUAGAGGAUGAGGUGACCCAGCGGUUUUCGUCAGAGGAGCUGGUGUCGUGGAACCUGCUAACUCGGACUAACAUCGACUUCCAGUACAUCAGCCUCAAACUGACCAUGGUCUGGGGCCUGGGCGUGUUCAUACGCUACUGCAUCCUGGCUCCGCUCAGGAUCAUGUUGGCAUCUAUAGGCCUGACCUGGCUGGUGAUCGGAACCACUGCUGUAGGAUUCCUCCCUAACUGGAGGCUCAAGUCCUGGCUGAGUGAGUGGGUCCAUGUGAUGUGCUACAGGAUCUGUGCUCGAGGCCUCUCCUGCACCAUCCACUACCAUAACAAAGAAAACAGACCCAGAAAAGGAGGAAUCUGUGUGGCCAAUCACACCUCCCCGAUUGAUGUUGUCAUUCUCUGCAAUGAUGGGUGUUACGCCAUGGUGGGCCAGUCGCAUGGUGGUCUGAUGGGAGUGCUGCAGAGGUCCAUGGCGAGGUCCUGUCCUCACAUCUGGUUUGAGAGAGCUGAUAUGAAAGAUCGCCACCUAGUGACCAAGAGGUUGAGAGAUCACGUGAAUGACAAGACAAAGCUUCCUAUAUUGAUCUUUCCAGAAGGGACCUGUAUCAACAACACAUCUGUCAUGAUGUUCAAAAAGGGAAGUUUUGAAAUCGGAGGAACAAUAUACCCAGUAGCUAUAAAGUAUGACCCUCAGUUUGGGGAUGCAUUCUGGAACAGCGCCAAGUACAACAUGGUGAGCUACCUGCUCAGGAUGAUGACUAGCUGGGCUAUAGUCUGUAAUGUCUGGUACCUGCCAGCCAUGCACCAACAGGAAGGGGAGGAUGCUGUCCAGUUUGCCAACCGAGUCAAGUCUGUCAUCGCACAUCAGGGGGGACUAGUGGACCUGUCCUGGGACGGAGGCCUAAAGAGGGCAAAGGUGAAGGACACGUAUAAAGAAGAGCAGCAGAAGAAAUACAGCAGCAUGGUGGUGGGGGGUGAGGAGGACCGCAGCAGUAACGGCGACUGACACCCUCCUCUACUGUAUGAAAAGGACCGCUCAUUCUCUAGCAACCUACAGCGCGACCGCUGGAGACGAGAGUUUUACUUUGGCAGUGGUCACAUCACAUUUCGGUUUCUCCAAUGAUCACGCAGUGUCAAAACAUAUUUUGCUUUCACAUUCACAGUGUAUAGAAGGGGACGUAGGCCCAUCCAAAAGCUCUUAUCAGGGAGUUUGGACAGGAGCUGGCCAUCACUGCCUGAAUACUCCACUACUGACUACUACUGACAACCACGGACUAGACCUCCAUCGUGUGAACGAACCAUUCAGUGAUGUAACAUUGAGAGUGUGUUUGUGUCUGUAGAGGAUGAUAACUGAUAAGCCAAUGGCAUUACAAGAGGAAGGACUCUCGUGUACUGUGAUGACACAAGUGCAGUGGAACUGUAAAGGAGAUGAGGUGGCAGGUCCAAUAGCAUCCGUUUUGGAUUUGAAUAGCUCUUUCUUGUGCUGCUAUGAAACACUGUUCUAAUUAUCUGCUGGAAAAUGACUGUAAAAUCCUGUGUUAAGGCAUUACAAUAAAUGGAUAACCUUGUGAAUAGUA